UCCUCUGCAUUAGAAUCUGGAGUUUUUGAUUAUUGUAAAUGGAGAGAUUUGAGAGUUGGAGAUAUAGUGAAAGUUGAAAAGGAUGAGUAUUUUCCUGCUGAUCUUAUAUUGCUUGCGCCGAAUUACGAUGACGCGAUUUGCUACGUCGAUACGAUGAAGGUUCUUCAAAGCGUUUUCAUCAACCAGGAUUUGAAUAUGUAUUACGAGGAAACGGAUAAGCCAGCGCACGCUCGUACGUCGAAUUUGAACGAAGAACUUGGUCAAGUUGAUACCAUACUUUCUGAUAAAACAGGAACAUUGACUUGUAACUCUAUGGAGUUUAUCAAGUGUUCUAUUGGUGGAGUUGCUUAUGGAAAAGGAUUUACGGAAGUCGAGAGAGCUUUAUCAAAGAGAAAAGAUUCGUAUUUCGGCCGCAAGUUGAAAGAGGAAGACACUACUAAGGCUGUGAAAUCGAAGUCGAAGAUUAAAGGAUUUAACUUUAUGGAUGAAAGGAUCAUGAAUGGAAAUUGGGUGAAACAGACUAAUGCUAAUGUGAUACAGAAUUUCCUAAAGGUUUUGGCUGUAUGUCAUACUGCAAUACCUAAAGUUGAUGAAGCAACCGGUAGCAUUUCGUACGAAGCUGAAUCGCCGGAUGAGGCUGCUUUUGUUGUUGCAGCCAGCCAAUUCGGAUUCGAAUUUUAUGAAAGAACAAAUGCAGCUAUUUCAGUUCAUGAAUUGGACCUCGAAUCAAAUGUGAAAUCAGAAAGGUCUUAUAACCUUUUGAAUGUAUUAGAGUUUACGAGUGCACGAAAACGGAUGUCCGUAAUCGUAAGAGACCACACUGGGAAACUACUACUACUUAGCAAAGGUGCUGACAGUGUCAUGUUUGAGCUACUUGGAAAGAAUGGAAGAGAAUUUGAAGAGCAAACUAAGUAUCACAUUAACGAAUACGCCGAUUCUGGUUUAAGGACAUUGAUACUCGCGUAUCGUGAACUCGACGAGGCAGAGUACAAUCAGUUUAAUAAAGAGUUGACAGAUGCGAAAAACUUAGUGAGCGCGGAUCAGGAGCAGAUUGUAGAGGAUAUAUUGCAAAAGAUUGAGAAGGAUUUGAUUCUUCUUGGUGCUACCGCAGUCGAGGAUAAACUACAAGACGGGGUUCCUGAAUGUAUUGACAAACUAGCACAGGCUGGGAUUAAGUUAUGGGUUUUGACAGGUGAUAAAAUGGAAACGACAAUUAAUAUUGGGGGUUGGAGCUACAAUAGGAGUUGGAGUGUAUAUUCUCAUUGGAACCGUUAUUAGGGAGCAGGCAGGACCAACACUUGUAUUAUCACUCUUUAUUGCAGGAAUAGUCGCAGCACUAUCAGCUUAAGUUGUUGCUGGUGGCAUAACCCCAAAUCUGGCACAUGUUCUCUUUUACUAUCUUGGUCCCUGAUUCUAUGAUAUACUCUCUCCUAAGAUUUAUGUUCCUGUAAAUAAAUUGAUUAAUUCUAUGUUUAUGAAUUACAUUUGGGAAGAUUAACAUGACAAUCCGAGGUAGGGGAGCUAGACGGAGUCAAGAGAAUGAUUGCAAUCAACUUCAGCCUUCACCUUUGCGAGGUAUAUUAUUUGGAUCAGAUGCAGUCCUUUAAUAGAGUUCUAGUUUAGUGCAUUGAGUUUUAAAUACAAUUCUAGAUUUUAAAGCAUUAAAGCAUAAGCAGAAUUUCUUGUGUAAGAUUCUAAGUAUAUGGAAUAAAACUUCAUAUGAUGAAAUAUUUGAAUUUAUUAGAAAAUAGGAUAAUUGUUUAAUUUUAAUUAUUUAUCUUUGUCAUGAUUCUUAAUGUAUUUUAAAAUUGUUUAGAAAAUAGGAUAAUGAGCAAUUUAAUUUUAAUAUUAGUAAUAUUCUUCAAUUAAAUAAAAAAGUAAAAUUAUAAAUUUAUUAUAUUUUAAUAUAAUAAAAAAUAUUAUUUUUUGUUGUUUUAGUGACAGUUAAAAGAAAAUAAUCCGUAGGUAUAGUUAUUAUUAUUUGUAAUAUUCGCAUAACAUAUAGUGACAUUCAUUGUGACCGUAGGUAAACACUUAACCGUAGCUAAAAGUUUUUGUGACAUUUGAUUUGGCGUCACAUUACACCCCCUUAAAGUUGACGCCAAAAGUGAAUGUCACUCAAAGUUAUAUACACAUUUACCUACAGAUUAUUGACUUUUAGUGAUAAUUUUUGAGUGUCACUAAAAGUCAAUUUUCUUGUAGUGUACUCCCGUCACUUU
Molecule: messenger RNA, 2219 nt
Organism: Vicia villosa (hairy vetch)
Lineage: Eukaryota; Viridiplantae; Streptophyta; Magnoliopsida; Fabales; Fabaceae
Product: putative phospholipid-transporting ATPase 9
Exons: 3
Coding region: 154-1278 (374 amino acids)
Biological process (GO): phospholipid translocation
Cellular component (GO): plasma membrane
Molecular function (GO): ATP binding; ATPase-coupled intramembrane lipid carrier activity; magnesium ion binding
Source: RefSeq, a predicted model, not a curated record